AUGAUGCAAUUCCUGCUGCUGAUCUAUCUGUUUGUCACCAGUCUAAGAAUAAUUUCUUCACACAACCACAACAAUGAUCAAUAUCUUUUACAAAAUCUUCAAGACCAUUGUAAAUGUCACAAAGGACCAACGGGACCGCCGCCUAUUUUCUAUCGACAGCCAAAAAAUCAACCUCUGCCUAUUCCAGUUCCAGUUCCAUUUCCAGGGUUUCCUAAUAUGCCGUACCUACCUGACCUGCCACAAGAUUUAGCUAGUUACAUAUCAAAUGCUGCAUCUCCGUUUGCCAAAGAGACGCCCAAAUCCGAGGCCAUACCAGCCAUGUCCAAUCAGCUGCCAAUCAUAGUUUUGCCGUUCUACUCACAUGGUUUCAACCCUUACCGGAACCCAUCUUACUUUGGCAUGAAUCCUAAGCAAUCACAUAAAAAGCGAUUCUCUCCGUAUCUGAUAAAACGUGAUGACCGUUCAUUAGAAACUGGCAAUAUGGAUAAUUCUGAUGAUGCGAAUUAUUCCUGUGAUCCUCUUAAUAGUAGGUGUAAAAACACACAAGACAAGAAGAAUAAGGAAUAUGGAAUCUAUAGACGCCUUAAUAGUCCAAGAUUUGAUUUGGAAUAG
This is a messenger RNA of Arctia plantaginis, 612 nucleotides long. Lineage: Eukaryota; Metazoa; Arthropoda; Insecta; Lepidoptera; Erebidae. The record is from the annotation of a GenBank genome assembly.